This is a messenger RNA of Penicillium brevicompactum, 2118 nucleotides long. RefSeq lists its product as uncharacterized. NCBI's taxonomy places the organism in Eukaryota, Fungi, Ascomycota, Eurotiomycetes, Eurotiales, Aspergillaceae. Bases 1 to 2118 code for a protein of 705 amino acids. The record is from RefSeq and is a predicted model, not a curated record. The transcript has a single exon.
AUGGCCGGCAUAAAGAGGUUCUUCCAGGACAAGACAACCCGUCCCGCGACAAGCCUCGGACUGGAGGGCUGUCACAUGGACGAUCCAAAUUAUGGUAUGGCGAUUGACUCGCCUGCACGAAGCCAGUUUGAAGGGUUCCCAUCUAGAGAUUCACAGUCACUAGAUGUGGCUCAUCACUUCGAGCAAAUCGAAAAGCAAUUCGUGGAUCUACAUGAUCGUCUCGACCGACCAACGUCUUCUCAAUCGCAAUUGCCGCCCACUCGUUACGCAACCCCCAAAAUUCAGAAUGGCCGAUAUGUGGACUUGAUGGAUGCCCUAAGUACCUCGGAACGCUCCCGGGCGACCACUCCCGAACCACUUUCUCCUCCAUUGGCCAGUCCAUACAACGAAGAUGUCGCAGAGCGCAACAUGACUCGGUUUCUCCGCAUACAAUACAAGAAGGGAUUUUCCAGUUCUCGCAUCUUAUCGGCGUUGUAUCAAGAGGAUGUCGCGGACCGAAAUAUUGCAAAAUAUAGCAGUUCCGGCCGCACCAUGUCCGGAUUGAGUUGUCAGUCGUCUCCAGCUGCGCCGGGCAGAGUCCGACUACCCGAAGGCCAGAAGCGUAAGCCCAAGAGAAACCCUGCAGGGAGACCAACCUGGGCUUCAGCAGAGAAUCUGCGGACAGGCCCUGACGACAAAGGUCCGGAUCCUUCUCCGCGAGCGAACUCCGACCUGGGUAGUUCUUUGAGACCACAGAAAUCGGCACCCAUUCUAUGUGCAGAAGAGGGCUUCAUUCCCCAAGAAGCAGCACCACCUAGUCCCGUUCAGCGGCUGGGGGUUCCUCCUGCGCACAAGCAGGGCAAACGAUGGAGCAACACGCCUCUGCCUGAUAGUCCGACGAUCCCCAUCCCCAUGGGAGAUAAAAGUCCGACUGCCGAGGCCCCUUCAGUACCCCGGCCAUUUUCUUCAGUAUCUCGCAAUGCAUCAUUGCCCCCGAGAUCCCAGUCUCCCCAGCCUUCGGGGCCGGUAUCCAAAAAGAACGCCCGAGGUCUCUCGAUCAACACUCAAUUGGCAGCCAAGGGAACCCCGAAGAUCGUACAUCGUGCUAUCCAGCCACCCACUCCUUCAACAAACAACAUGAAACGACCUCCCAGCAUCGCGGAAGUGAUGAGCAGUCCCCUGCCCAUCGCCAGCCCAAUUAGCCCUCCAAGGUCAUCUGCACGGGUCAGAGCCUCGGAAUUAAUGAACUUGUUCACCAAGACUUAUACGUCUGCCCACGGAACCCAUCCAACAUACGAGUCUCUCCACGAUGCCAUCGUUCGUGAGGUCAACUCCCACGAGGCAUUCCAGCGUGUUCCCCUGCCGAUACCAGGACCUCCAUUCACGCCCUCUGCCGAGAAGAUCGAACUCGUCAAUGCCUCUCGAAAGGCCCUAGGACUGAACCGGAGCUCCUCAACCGCAAGCCGAAUGAGCAAACCAUUCAUGAAGCACAAGAGAUCCGCAGAGUCCCGCCGCAGCAUCUCAAGCUCCGUUGGCUACGACCGACUGCUCAAGAAGGUCGCCGGCUCCCCAGCUCCUCGCCGCCACACCGACGCACCACUUCCCUCCCCGGCCUUCCUUGCAGACAUCAAAACCAAGCAAUCCGCCGCCUCCUCCCUCGCAGCCGGAGAGCCCAUUACCUACAUGGACGUCUUGCGCGCAAGCAGCGAACAACAACCUGUCCAAGCCCCCUUGUGCACCGGCCCAACUAUCCCACGCAAGCGAGACCGCUCCGAUUCCACCAGCAACAUCACUGCCCCUCCCCACCCCAAGCCUGAUAUUGAUAUCUCCCUCGCCCCGAAAACAAUCUACUGCAUGCAAGCGCACUCAUCACCGUCUCCACAUGAAGAUGACGACGACGAUAUCAUCCACCUGCCCAGCCUGUUAACUCCGCGCGUGCAGAUCGAGGGCGUCGACGAAAACAACAUUCGCUACGUGAUCGAUGCUUCUUCUGCAGAAGAGGCCCAGAAGCUCAUGUACUGGCCUCAUCGCAUUAAAGGGGGCGUAGGCUCCGGCUCAAAGGUCUGUGGAACUAGUCUUUCGCCGCUAUCCCGUGCUCGUAUGCAACUUCGUGGCUCGCGGUCUGUGGAGACUUAUUAG